Schistocerca piceifrons (Central American locust) is the source of this 678-nucleotide messenger RNA. Its product is annotated as juvenile hormone esterase-like. The transcript has 5 exons. The coding region runs from base 1 to 678 and encodes 225 amino acids. NCBI's taxonomy places the organism in Eukaryota, Metazoa, Arthropoda, Insecta, Orthoptera, Acrididae. The record is from RefSeq and is a predicted model, not a curated record.
AUGGAACGAAUGGGCAGCGCGGUGACCGUCAGCAUCCCCCAGGGUGCGCUCAGAGGCCGCAGGCUCAAGACACCCUCCGGCAGAACCUACUGCAGCUUCCAGGGUAUCCCUUAUGCCAAGCCACCAGUCGGGCCGCUCAGGUUCAAGUCACCGGAACCACCAGAACCAUGGAGCGGCAUACGAAACGCAACAAAGGAAGGCAACAUAGCCCCGCAGAUAGACUUCCUUAUGAGAAGCAAGACGGAAUAUGAAGGAGAUGAAGACUGUCUGUACCUAAACGUUUACACUUCAAAGCUUCCAACAGGAGAAAAUGCACAACUCAUCCCCGUUAUGGUGUGGAUUCAUGGAGGAGCAUUUUUGUUAGGUUCUGGGAAUACAGAGCUUUAUGGGCCGGAUUAUCUCAUGGAACAUGAUGUUCUGUUAGUGACGUUCAACUAUCGUCUUGGAGUGCUUGGAUUUCUAUCCACGGAAGACGAGUUGGUCCCCGGAAACGCAGGUCUCAAAGACAUGGUGAUGGCUCUGAAGUGGGUAAAGAGCAACAUCACCAGGUUUGGCGGUGACCCGGGCAACGUCACCAUAUUUGGCGAGAGCGCUGGUUCCAUGUCCUGUCAUAUACUCUCCAUAUCUUCUGCGGCCAAAGAGGCAAAACAUGAACGUAUUCAUCUUCUUGUGCCCUGA